UCCAUCAUCCACCGGUGGGUGUUGUUGGAAUGGUGGUGUCGGGACAUUGAAUGACUUUGGCUCCAUCACAAAAAUUGCAGGGUUAAUCGUUAAAUUUAAACUAUUAUCAUGGAGGCACUAAUCCCUGUUAUUAAUAAGCUUCAAGAUGUGUUCAACACCGUGGGCGCCGACAUUAUACAACUGCCGCAGAUAGCAGUAGUAGGCACCCAGAGCAGUGGAAAGAGCUCUGUGCUGGAGAGCCUUGUGGGGAGGGACCUUCUUCCUCGUGGGACUGGGGUCGUAACCAGGCGACCUCUCAUCCUGCAGCUGGUUCACGUGGAUCCUGGAGAUGCUCAGAAAAGUGAUGAUGGCAGAGGUGAAGAGUGGGGCAAGUUCCUGCACACAAAAAAUCAAAUUUUCACAGAUUUUGAUGAAAUCCGACAAGAAAUUGAGAAUGAAACCGAGCGUGUGUCCGGAAAUAAUAAGGGGAUCAGUGAUGAGCCCAUUCAUCUGAAGAUUUUUUCCCCUCACGUUGUCAACCUCACACUGGUGGAUUUGCCGGGAAUCACAAAGGUGCCUGUGGGUGACCAGCCCAAGGACAUAGAGAUCCAGAUAAGAGAUCUAAUCCUGAAGCACAUUUCCAACCCAAACUGCAUCAUCCUGGCUGUCACUGCUGCCAACACAGACAUGGCAACCUCCGAGGCUCUUAAAGUGGCCCGAGAGGUGGAUCCUGAUGGAAGGAGGACCCUGGCUGUUGUGACCAAACUGGACUUGAUGGAUGCUGGUACUGAUGCUAUGGAUGUUCUUAUGGGCAGAGUCAUUCCAGUUAAACUUGGUAUUAUUGGAGUCGUGAACAGGAGCCAGCUGGAUAUCAACAAUAAGAAGUCUGUAGCUGAUUCUAUUCGAGAUGAACAUGCAUUUUUGCAGAAGAAAUAUCCCUCUUUAGCUACAAGGAAUGGAACCAAAUACCUGGCGAGGACCCUCAAUAGGUUACUGAUGCAUCACAUCAGAGACUGCCUCCCAGAGCUCAAGACACGGAUCAAUGUAUUGGCAGCGCAGUACCAGUCCCUGCUCAACAGCUACGGAGAACCUGUAGAAGACCAGAGUGCCACGCUUUUGCAACUCAUCACCAAGUUUGCCACUGAAUACUGCAACACCAUUGAGGGCACUGCCAAGUACAUAGAGACCGCAGAGCUGUGCGGUGGAGCCAGAAUCUGUUACAUUUUCCAUGAGACAUUUGGCAGAACACUGGAGUCAGUGGAUCCUCUGGGAGGCCUCAGUACUAUAGAUAUUCUCACCGCCAUAAGGAACGCCACAGGCCCUCGUCCGUCCCUGUUCGUGCCCGAGGUGUCCUUUGAGCUGCUGGUGAAGAAGCAGGUGAAGCGUCUGGAGGAGCCCAGCCUGAGGUGUGUGGAGCUGGUGCAUGAGGAGAUGCAGAGGAUCAUUCAGCACUGCAGCAACUACAGCACUCAGGAGUUGCAGAGGUUCCCCAAGCUUCAUGAAGCCAUUGUGGAGGUGGUCACGUCAUUGCUGAGGAAAAGACUACCCAUUACAAAUGAAAUGGUCCAUAACUUAGUAGCCAUAGAGCUUGCCUACAUCAACACAAAGCAUCCAGACUUUGCAGAUGCCUGCGGAGUUAUGAAUAACAAUAUAGAGGAGCAGAGGAGGAACAGGAUGAGGGAGCUGCCUGCUUCUGUCCCCAGGGAUAAGUCUGUUGGCAAAGGCCCAGCUGUGGUCCCUGGCGAGCCCCCUGUGGCUGGAGCAGACAUGGUAGGGGCCAAGGCCCCAGCAGUCGGACCCCAGCCUGAACAGGACGGCACUGGGAACUGGAGAGGGAUGCUGAAGAAGGGAGAAGAUGCCCCAAGCUCAGGUCCCGGGAGUCCCCUCAAAGGAGCUGUCAACCUACUUGAUGUGCCUGUGCCAGUUGCCCGGAAGCUGUCUUCGCGUGAGCAGAGAGACUGUGAGGUAAUUGAACGGCUCAUCAAGUCCUACUUCCUGAUUGUGCGCAAGAACAUUCAAGACAGUGUGCCAAAAGCUGUGAUGCACUUUUUGGUCAACCAUGUGAAGGAUAGUCUUCAGAGUGAGCUGGUGGGACAGUUGUACAAGUCCGGGCUCCUCAACGACCUCCUAACAGAAUCGGAAGACAUGGCACAGAGACGCAAAGAGGCUGCAGACAUGUUACAGGCAUUGCAGAAAGCCAGCCAGGUGAUCGCGGAGAUCAGAGAGACACAUCUGUGGUGAUUAUUAUCUCCUCAUCUCUUUUCAUGCCUAAGGUCCUACGUUUUGUGCACUCAUGUCUUGAACUUGAAUUUUCCAAAUGCACUGAUCCUUAUUUAAAUAUACUCUAAGUAUUAUCUCAGCCUCCUUGUCACCUGGAACAAAUAUAAUGUUUAUUUAUUCUUGAGUAAUGCUUUGUUAUCUAGAAGUAUUUCAGAAUGCACUGCCUAUAUCAUUGCUAAUGUUAAAAGUAAGAUAUUAAAAACUAGGUGCCACCUGAUACAGUUGCUGGUACAGUUCAGCCCAAGACUUUGGGUUAUAGAGUUUGAAGGUACGGGGAGUGCAGCCACAAUACUACUGUGACAGACUGCGGUUAACUAGUAUGGAAAUAGAGUGGAAAUUCAGAAAUCUCACUGCUGUUUUUGGCAGGUACUCAAAGCAUGGUUUUGGCACAGGACAAAAAUAUAUUAUUCAUCUACUCAUAAACCAUUUUCCUUUAGGUGUGCAGAUCAAGUUCAGGAAAUUUGGAGAUACUGUGUAAAAAUGUCACUGCAAAACUAAUAAAAUACAUUUUAUCCACUAUUUAAUACUGCUUUGGCUGGUACUCAUGUUGCCGGCUAGUUGUCCAAAUAUAUAGAUCUACUGUACACAUUAAGAUAGUGAAAAAGAAAACAACUUUGCAUUAGUUUAGAAUUCAGACUAUGAAAAGUCUAUAUCCAUGGGUUUCAGAGUGAUAGAAAAGUACUCAAAAUGGAGCCUAUAAACAGGAAGCCAAAACUCAUGAAUAAAGUCAUUGAAACUUCACUUCACUAAAUCCACUACUUAAUCUAUUCAGGGGUUGCUGGUACAGUUCAGCCCAAUACUUUGGGUUAUAGUUGGGGUAUACCCUGGAUUGAGGCCAGCUAGUUGUUGAAAUAUAUAGAUACAUAUUAAGAUGGUUAAACAGAAAGCAAUUUAGCAUUAGUUUACAAUCAGAUUAUGAAAAGUCUUUAUCCAUGGGCUUCACAGUGAUGGAAAAACAUAGUAUUCUUUGUUUUUAAUAGUGAAAAGUACUCAAAAUUCACACUUCCAAAACUUUUUGGGUAGUAUUCACAACUUCACUCUUCCUAAACUUUUUCCUAAACAUCAAUGGGCUUUCCCCUAUAUUGUGGCCAGCUAGUUGUCAAAAUUCAUAAAUACUGAGAUACUAAAAAAAAACUUUUUAGUUUACAAUUAUAAAGUCUGGAAAGUUACAAACUUACAAAGUUUACAAUUUAGAUUAUGGAAAGUCUAUAAAUGGGUUUCAGAUUGAUACAGCAAAUAAUAAUUCAAAACAGAAUAUUCUUUUGAAUGGUACUCAAGUGUUCAAAUUGGCACCUAUAAACAGGAAGCCAAGUCCCAUGAAUAAAGUGGCAAAAGAGGCAAUGGACAGAUUUUUACACAGGUUCCCAACCUUUGAAAUUAUUUUUCAGUUUGAAAGUAUUUGCAGGGAUUGUUUAUAAUGUUUUCAAUGCAUUUGUAGCUUAUGUGACACUUUUUUGCAGCUCUGGAGAAAGAAUGGGGAGCAAUUCAGUUUCAUCUUGAAUGUCAACAGCCAUAGGAAAAAAGAGUUUAACUAGGUUAUUUUACUUUAUUAAUAUUUUUGAAAUAAUUAAGAAAACUAGCAUCAUUUUUUAUUUGAAAAAAAAAUGUCUUUGAAGUUGAAGCUAUUGUAGUGUAAACAAUAUUCCUUGGAGAUCAUAUAAAUAAUACAUGAAGUUAAAGGUGCACUUUGUACUUUGUUGUAGAAGGUCCACGGCCUGCUUGUCCCCAUGGAGAUGUUAUUGUUUUGCCUAGAAUGGCUUAUUUUUCUUUUCAGGCAAAGUAAUAGCAUCUCCAGGGAAACAGUGGACCACCCACCAGAAAAAGUUACAGAAUACACCGUUUACUGACACUCUUCUCUUGACUAUUUUCACUAUCUUAAAUAAUACUAUUUCUCUCAGCCAUUUUCUCCAGAGUUGUAUUAAGUUGCAUUGACUGUAAUGAUGUAAAGAAGCCCACUGGCCCUUACACUGUGUUGCCAUGUGAACUUUUAUUUAUUCUUUUUGUUAAAUGUGAUUGUGUGAAUAUCGUCACCACUGCUGCCUGUCUGUGCAGUGGCUCAUUUAAUUAUGUUGUUUACAUAUCACGGUCUUGAAACGUAAUUUCUAGUGCACUGUUACCAUUGAGAAUAAAUAAAGGUAUUUUACUGCCAUGUGACUGUA
Messenger RNA from Periophthalmus magnuspinnatus, 4418 nucleotides. RefSeq names its product dynamin-1-like protein. Gene Ontology annotation, biological process: mitochondrial fission; mitochondrial fragmentation involved in apoptotic process. Gene Ontology annotation, molecular function: GTP binding; microtubule binding; GTPase activity. The transcript is spliced from 19 exons. The coding region runs from base 109 to 2220 and encodes 703 amino acids. The record is from RefSeq and is a predicted model, not a curated record. Gene Ontology annotation, cellular component: mitochondrion; membrane; cytoplasm. Lineage: Eukaryota; Metazoa; Chordata; Actinopteri; Gobiiformes; Gobiidae.